Messenger RNA from Pristis pectinata (smalltooth sawfish), 11777 nucleotides. It is a transcript of the gene aak1b, whose product is annotated as AP2 associated kinase 1b. The transcript is spliced from 21 exons. Gene Ontology annotation, molecular function: protein kinase activity; ATP binding. NCBI's taxonomy places the organism in Eukaryota, Metazoa, Chordata, Chondrichthyes, Rhinopristiformes, Pristidae. Bases 195 to 3071 code for a protein of 958 amino acids. The record is from RefSeq and is a predicted model, not a curated record. Gene Ontology annotation, biological process: protein phosphorylation.
GUUAUUUAUUUAAUGUCGGGAUUAACAGCGCGCAGCCUGGCCUGGUCCGUCCCUCAGCCCCGGAGCGACGUCGCCUCUCUCCCCGCCCCGGCUGGGCCCGGUUAGGCGGCGAUCGGGGACGCUUUUUAAAAAAAUUUAUUCAUCGGUUGAUAUCGUUGUGUGUGGCGGGAGGGGGGAGGGAGGGGGUCUCGGGCAUGAAGAAAUUCUUCGACGCGCGGCGGGAGGCGGCGGGCUCGGGCUCGGGCGGCGGCGGCAGCGGCGGCGGCUCCGGCUCCUGCCCCGGCAGCGGCUUCAUCGGCCGCGUCUUCAGCGUGGGCCGCCAGCAGGUCACGGUGGAGGAGGUGGUGGCUGAAGGUGGUUUUGCCAUAGUAUUCCUGGUGAAGACACACAAUGGUGUUAAAAGUGCACUGAAACGAAUGUACGUCAACAAUGAACAUGACCUGCAGGUGUGCAAGAGAGAAAUCCAGAUAAUGAGGGACCUGGCAGGGCAUAAGAACAUUGUUGGGUAUGUUGAUUCCAGCACAACGGCUGUAGGUUCUGGAGAAGUCUGGGAAGUGCUGAUCCUAAUGGAUUUUUGUCGAGGAGGUCAAGUGGUGAACCUGAUGAACCAGCGGUUACAAACAGGAUUCACUGAAAACGAGGUAUUGCAGAUAUUUUGUGAUACCUGUGAAGCAGUCGCAAGGUUGCAUCAGUGCAAGACCCCCAUCAUUCACCGAGAUCUAAAGGUUGAAAAUAUAUUGCUUCAUGACAAAGGGCACUAUGUCCUCUGUGACUUUGGAAGUGCAACCAAUAAAUUCCAGAAUCCACAGGUUGAAGGAGUCAAUGUCGUAGAAGAUGAAAUUAAAAAGUACACAACUCUAUCCUACCGAGCUCCUGAAAUGGUAAACCUUUACUGUGGCAAAGCUAUCACUACAAAGGCUGAUAUAUGGGCACUUGGAUGUUUACUGUACAAACUCUGUUUUUUUACACUACCAUUUGGAGAAAGUCAGGUUGCAAUCUGUGACGGGAACUUCACAAUUCCAGAUAACUCCAAGUACUCCAGCGAGAUGCACUGCCUAAUAAGAUUCAUGCUUGAACCAGACCCUGACAAGAGACCAGAUAUUUAUCAGGUGUCUCACUUUGCAUUUAAACAAAUUGGGAAGGAGUGCCCUGUGCAGAACGUCUGUAACUCUCCCAUUCCAGCAAAGCUUGUUGAGCCAGUAAAAGCGAGUGAAGCUGCUGCUAAGAAGACACAGCCCAAGGCGAGGCUUACGGAUCCAACUCCUCCCACUGAGACCUCAAUAGCUCCUCGCCAAAGGCCCAAAGCUGGGCAGGCUCCAGCCAACCCAGGAAUGCUGCCAAUUCAACCCUCUCUGACACCACGAAAGAGACCGUCUGCUCAGGCAGUUGCACCACCAGCAGGUGUUGUUCUCAGCACUGCUCACAAUAAUCAACCCCCUGGCCUACAACAGUCGAAACCUCAGCUGCAGCAGCCACAACUGUUGCUGCAACAGAAGCAGUCCCAGGCAGCGGCACAGCAGAAGCAGGCACAGCCCCAGCCUCUGCCACAAGCAACAGUGCAGCAGAAACUGCCUCCAGCAGCAGUGCAGCCUCCGCCAGGGCCACAGCAAACACCUGUGCAACCACAGCUCUUCCUCCAGCAAUCACAACUUCUGCAGCAGCAACAGCACUACCAGCAGCAGCAACAGCAGCAGAUGAUGGCUCAGCAGUACCACGCCAUACAGCAAGCUCAGCAACAAGUAAUGCAACAUCAGAUGAUGCAGAAUUUCUAUCUCCAGCAACAGCAGCUUGCCACAGCCAUGCAACAGAUGCAGUAUGUGAGCCAGCAGGCUGCUAAUGCUCAGCCGCAGCUGACGGCAGCACACCCGCAACACACACCAUUGCCCCUACCACAGCAACAUGCUGCAGGUGCACAAGCAGCCUCUCAGGAACAGGGAAUGACUCAGAUUCAGCAGCAGCAGCAGCAACAGCCGCCACAGGUGGCACCAAACCAGUCUCCAAAAAUGGUGCCGGUGUCUGUGACUCCUCCGUCGUCCCCCAAGUCUCAGCGUGCCGGGCACAGGAGGAUUCUGAGUGAUGUCACGUACAGUGCAGUAUUUGGGGUUCCAGUCAGUAAAUCAACCCAGCUCCUGGCUGCCGCGGCCGCAGAAGCUGGUUUAAACAAAUCCAAGUCAGCUACCACAACUCCCUCAGGUUCUCCCAGGACCUCCCAACAAAAUGUGUACAAUCCUCCUGAUGUUUCUACAUGGAACCCAUUUGCUGAUGACAAUUUCUCCAAACUCACUGCAGAGGAGCUACUCAACAAGGACUUUGAAAAGCUCAAAGAUAGUAAGGUUGAGAAGACUGAUACCACUACUGAGAGUCUAAUGCCGGGGCUUCCAUCCACUCAGGUCCAGGUGCAGGCAGAUGCUUUUGGAAUAGAUCCCUUUGUCUCUGGGCCAGUUGGCUCAGCUGAAAAGUCUUCAGAACUGUUGGUUCCAGAUGCUGCCAUCCCGCCAAUUAACGUACCUGAUCCCUUCACUCCUGUGUCAUCUGAGCCGCCAGAAAAGCUCAUAGAAGGUCUGAAGUCCCCUGAGACUUCAUUUCUGCUUCCUGACCUUCUAUCUCUUGGUGACCCCUUUGGGAGUACCGAGGAUAAUAUCAAUGGAAAGUCUGAGAUAGUGGUGGGAAAUCUCAUACCUGGAUUUGAGUCUUCAAAGCCUCAGCAACUGGCACCACUGCAGGUGGAAGCUUUGGGUGCUGUGGCCGUUAUAAAUGCUUCAGAUUCUCUCACUGGAGAGGACUCCAUUCUUGACUACUCUCUCCUCUCUAACCCAGUGACUGAAAUUAUUGAUGAAUUUUCUCCUGUAGUUUCAUCUGGGCAGGUUAAGCAAGAGGAUACUAACCUCAUCUCAGACUUUGAUCUUUCUAUUAAAAAUGACAAAGUGGAAGAUGAUGAAUUUGACCCCAUUCCUGUGUUGUCAAAAAAUUCACAAGGUGGUCAUUCUAGAAACAACAGUGGGAGCUCUGAAUCCAGUCUUCCCAACUUAGCUAGGUCUUUACUGCUUGUGGAUCAACUGAUAGACCUGUAGGAUGGCCCAGCAAGCACGUUAAGUUCAGCAGCCCUCUGCACCGGCAUUUUCAUCUCCCUGUGGAUUUCCCAUUCAACCUGUGACAAGGUUUCACUGACUGAGGAAAUAAGUUACAUUUUCAUUUUGUUAUCUUGUCAUUGUGUCCUAUCUAAUGAGCAUAACCUGACAAUUUUUCCCAUUUUUGAAAUUGAUAUAAUUUUGACAUUUUCAGCAAAACUAGUCUUUUUUAAGACUGUGUCCUUUUCAAAGUAAAUUGUGAAAACUUAGAAAGGAUAGAUGGGCACUAAUUUAAUUUAAAGAAGAAUGUACAAAACUGAAACAAACAAUUGUGGUUUAUUUCCUAGUCCCAACUCUUAAACAAAAUGGAUUUUGUUUUCUCAUGCUAUUAAAUCAAUCUCUUUGUGGAAAAAUUAGUGGGGAAUGCACUGGGAAAGAUCAGUGGAUCUUUUUAGAACACUUUCCGUUAACAAGUCAAGUCAGUGAAGGCAUUGUUGGAUACAGGAAUGUGAUUUGUCUGGUUUCUGUAUUGGACUGCAAGUCUUGAGCAAUAUAUGUUGAAAACUAACAGUGUUAGAGUGAGGGAUUGAUGUGCAAUCACUAAUUUCAGUAUAUUAUUGACUGUGUCCUUGCUUUGGUGAAAUUAUUAGGCACUUGACACUAUUAGUCUUUCCACAGACAAAAUCUGUGGGUUUAGUUAGAUUGAAAAACCCUGAGAUGUAUUGAUCCUAUUAGUGUGGAAGUAGCUGAGGUAUGGGCAAAUCUGGAUUUGAUGAAUGUUGAAAUUCUCUGAAAGUCCAGUCUACCCAUCCUUGUAUUAUAGAGAAAGAUUACAAUCAACACAGCCUCACCGAGGAAGUUGAAAACUGUUUCUGAUGCAAUUUUUUUUUAAAAGUAUAACAAAGGGCGACCAAAUAGGGACUUUUGAUGCAGUUGUGGAAGUUGAUAUCUGCAGUGUGUAGAGGGAUGAUGUGAAAUUUGGAUCCAAAUAAUUCCCCAGUGGAGCCUAUUUCUUAACAUCAUUUAGAAUCUUAUGAAGAAAUAUGAUUUUAAAUCAUUCAUAAUAGGCGAGAAUUUUGGUUCCUACCUUUCUUCCUUGCACUCUUAUCUCCAAUGGCAUGUAGUUUUGUAACAUGCAUGGAGUAUUCCAAACCUCUAUCUGCAAUUGUGACAUCCUUUGUCUUCCCUUUCAUCAAAUAUAGUUCAGAUUUUUGGCCUUCUCUGAAGUUGAAUUGAUUUGAAGCUAGCCAGCUUUAUAUUUUUUAAAAAAACAUGUUAUUGAGUGAUUCUGUAAAUUAAGUGGUUUGAAAUGAGGCAUUAUCAGAAAAUAACCAUAACUUCAACCGAGUUAAGACUUGCUUUGCACUGUAACCCAAAAGUGGUAUGACCUUCUUGUAAUUUUUGACACGAUUCAAAAUGUGACUGAUCAAAUUCACUAUGAAUUAUUUGGUUGUGAUAAGUUGCCCAAUUUUCUUUUCCUGAUUACUCACUCACUUUGGAGAGUAGUAUGAUGCCACUUUAAUUUUGGAGGCUCUUCUGUGGAAGAUGGUUGGUGCAGUAACUUUAGAGUUUUCAACUGGCAGCCACCAGAGCAGUGAGACUAGAUUUCCUCACUUCACCUGCUUCUAUAGAUUGGACUACUGCUGGAGAUCUUUGAUGAUUCAGUGUUAACUGUACCUUUACAUCGGACAAUGUAUACUCCUCUCUACGUCAGACAAUGUAUACUUCUCUCUCUUCAUGAUCUCUUCUCCAGCUCUGAUUUUAUGAACUGGAAGAAUUAGAGUUAAAACAGUUCAAGGCGUAAUCAGGAAAUAAUGAAAGAUGUGAAACAGAACACAAGUAACAAACUUUUUUUGAAAAAGUUAACCAAGGCCUUUGAAGAUAGUUCGUAUCAUAAGCUUUAAGAACUGGUUAUCUGGAGAGAAAAAUAGUGAUUUGAGAUAAAAAUGUUAAUGGAACUGAUAAAAAAGCAAUAAGAUUGAAGUAAAAAGAAAGUUAACUUAAAACUGUAAUCUUUGAAGAAAAGUAUAAGGAAUGAAAUUUAAUUUUGGGCAGAACCUGCAGAUUAUUUAGACACAAGAGACUUCAGAUGCUGGAAUCUGAAGCAACAAACUGUCUGCUGGAGGAACUCAACAGGAUGAGCAGCAUCUGUUGGGGGGGGGGGGGGGGGGGAAGCAGGGUGCGUAGAACGCAGAAGUAAUUGUCAAUAUUUUGGGCCAAAAUCCUGCAUCAGGACCUGCUUCCUGAGUUCCUCCAGCAGAUUGUUCGUUGCUGCAGAUAACUUAUUCACGAACAGCAUUGCUCUUGAUAUUUCUUGCACUGUGCUUUCAAUCAAAUAUUACGGAAUCACAGAAUGGUUACAACAUGGAAGGAGACUAUACGACCUGUCAAGUCCAUACAGGUUCUAUGCAAGAACAGUUCAGCAGGUCUCAUUUUCCCACCUUCUCCCCACAGCUCUCCAAAUUCAUUUUAGGCUCCCUUUUGAAUUCUACAUUUGAAUCUACUUCCACUACCAGGUAAUGCAUUCCAAAUCAUAACAACAUGCUGUGUACUUUUUAAAUCUUCAUGUCACUUUUGGUUUUCUUUUGACAAUCGCCUUUAUUCCAUGUUCCCUAGUUUUUGAUCCCUCUACCAAUGAGAACAGUUUCUUUUCCUUGAUUCUGUCUAGAUCCUUCAUGAUUUUAGUUACCUGCAUCACAUCUCUGACUAACCUCUCCUGUUUCAAAAAGACAACCCCAUCUUUACCACUCUAAACAUAUAGUUAAUGUCUUUCAUCUCUGGAAUCAUUUUAGUUAAUCUUUUCUGCAUCCUUUCUGAAGCUUUCACACCUGGCAUCCCAAACCAAACACAAUUGUGGCCACACUGGUAUUUUGCAAAGGCUCAUUAUGGCUUCCUUGUUCUUGGAGUCCAUUGCCUCUGUUUAUAAAGCGUGGGAUCUCAUGUGCUUUAUUUACCACCUCCUCAACCUGUCCUCCUGUUUUCAGUGAAAUAGGCACAUUAUAUCCCCAGAUCUCUCUGUUUUUGUACCAUUUUAGAAUUGUGCACUCCAGUGUAUACUGCCUCCUCUCCUUUCUACUAAAAUGUAACAAUUUGCAUUUCUCGACAUUUGAGUUCCUCUGCCACCCAUUUGCACAUCCUACCAGCCUGUCUCUAUCUCUGUGACCUUGCAGUAGUGUAGGGGACAUUGUGUUGAAAGCCAAAGCUGAAUGGAAAAGCUUGAGGAGGGGUUGCAUUACUACAUUUGGUGUUUGGGAGACUGAACAGGUGAUCAACUUGAAACAUCUAACGUAAUAGUGGAAUCUAGUAGUCAGUAGUCAAAAGCAAUAGAGUUCCCAAUUUCCUUGUGUUACACCUCACUAGCCUCCACUUUCAAAAGAUGACAAUUUGUUAUUGUCACUUGUACCGAGGUACAGUGAAAAGCUUGUCUUACAAACCGAUUGUACAGGUCAGUUCAUUACACAGUGCAGUUACAAUGAGUUAGUACAGAGUGCAUUGAUGUAGUACAGGGAAAAACAAUAACAGUACAGAGUAAAGUGUCACAGCUACAGAGAAAGUGCAGUGCAAUAAGGUGUGAGGUCACAACAAGGUAGAUCGUGAGGUCAUAGUCCAUCUCAUUGUGUAAGGGAACCGUUCAAUAGUCUUAUCACAGUGGGAUAGAAGCUGUCAAGUCUGGUGGUACGUGCCCUCAGGCUCCUGUAUCUUCUGCCUGAUGGGAAAGGAGAGAAGAGAGAAUGUCCCGGGUGAGUGGGGUCUUUGAUUAUGCUGACUGCUUCACCAAGACAACGAGAGGUAAAGACAGAGUCCGAAGAGGAGAGGCUGGUGUCCGUGAUGUGCUGGGCUGUCACUGCUAAAUGGACUUUGCUUUGGAAGGCUGAAGAGCUGAAACCUUUUUCCUCUCCAUGUAUACGACUUGAUCUGAUGAAUAUUUCUACCAUCCUCUGUUUUUAUGUGAGGUUUGGAAGGACGUGACUUUUUUUUUGUUUUUGUCCUUGACCUUAUUAGUACUUCACCUGCCCACCCAUCCUGGCUCAAACUUGAGAAAAAACAUGGUCUCGGAGUGUUCAGGGUCCACACUGAUGACUCAGUCUUGAUGUUUGUGCAAAUCAGCCACACUUAGCUGCAGAGCACAAUAAGUAGCUGAAGUGAAAGAAUGCUGUGGUGGUCUGUUCCCAGUGCAAUGCUUCAGUUUUGUCCUUGGAAUCAUGGCUCACCCAGUGGAAUUAUUCGCAAGGCCACUGAUGUAAACUUAUGAAUGUUGCAUCCUGGUAUACCAGCAGGAAUCAGCUGUAAUAAAGGGAAUGACUUUUUGGUCACUAAAAAUCAGAAACUCCAAUAAACGGAUGGAAUUGCAGGAUUCAAUAGCUCAAAUCCCCAGAAUUUGAGAAUUCUGUUUGAUGAACGUUGAGUUUAAUAUAGUCUGAUGCAGUAAAUUAGUGUGUAUUUGAUUAUAUUUGCAUUAAUGACUUCUGUCAACAAAUUUUAUGGUUGAAGCAAGACAGUAAAUGAAUGUGUGAAAAUAAUGUUUCAGUUGUAUCCAGUCCACUUAAUGACUCUCAACAUCUGGGCAAAUUUAAAUUUAGAGAAGUGACCUCUUGUUGACUGUUUUUAAUGUGCAAGAAAUGACAGGUUAGCUGACCUCAACACAUCCACAGUAUUGAAUAAUGAAAAUGUCAGUGAUGAGACUGUUUUUCAUUUGCCAAUAAUUAUACUUCAAAGUUGGAUUUCUGUCAGCAAUUUAGUGUAAUAGGAAAUGGCAUAGUGAAAUGGAAUUUUGUAUUUGGUUCAUGAAUCUGUCCAGAAACUGAAACAUUGAAAAGGUGGAUGAGUGUUCAGAGGGAAAAAAACUCCCUUAAAUUUAUCCUGUUUAUAUUUUGUAUCUUGAACAUGAAAGGUAUGUACAUCUGUACUGAGUAUUUAAAGUAACAUAAGCUCUUGCAUUUGCAGUCACUUCUUUAUUAGUUGCAAGCAUUCAAUACUCUGUGCAAAUAACAUGUGUAUCGUUUCCUUGCAGCUCCUUUCAGUAGAAUUUCAUGUACAGGCUGUCCCUGGGUUAAGAACACCCGACUUAUUGCCACCCCAAUCUAUGAAAGAACUCCCAUAAUAUUAAAUUCAAAAGUCCUUCAUACAUACAUGUGUUCAUUCCUACAAAUGGCAGAACUAGUUUCCUCUUCUAUCAGACUUAACUGCUUUUGAUGCCAUUCGUUACAAUACUGUGGAGGUACGGUUACCUUAUUGAGUGAUGUUUGUGUAUUUGCCGACUUAUGGACAAAAUCGACUAAUGGAUGUCUGUAAAAGCGGAACCUGUUCAUUACCCCAGGAUAGCCUGUAUUGGUAAUGCUCUGAGAUAACCUAACCAUGCAUGACGUUACAUUUAUCAAGGCCCAAUGUUAUUCGCCUUUCUGUGAUCUAGUAAAGUGGUGAGCUUAAUCCUUUUGUUUUAGCUUUUGCCCCUCCUACUAUCUCAAACUUCUCAGAUCUACUGAUCAUAUUGGGACUGAUCCCUGGGGGACAUAACCAUUAUAUUUGAGGAUUUCAGCCAUUUCCUAAACCAGCAUCACAAAUCCCAACUCUUUCACCAAGGCUCCAGCUUGUGAAAUAACCUAAUGUGAGGCUUCAUCAGAGUUUCAUUGCAUAAUAUAUUACCAGAUCUUGCUCAUGAAGUAACCAAACUACUACUUAAAGAUAUAAUUUGUGUUGCUAAGACAAAACCUUUUCCAGAAGCAUCUCUAACGGCUUCCUCUCUUCGCAAAUAAUUCACGGGCAUCUCUUGAGUUUGCCCAUUGGACCUGUAGUCUAAGAAUAUUUACGUGUCUUGUGUAAGAAUGAUGAAGGAAAUGGGUCUUUCCUGAUGUUCUUGACUAGACCAAGUUAGCCAAUGUCAUGGCAGGAGUUCCUAGUAACCAUCUCCACUUGCCUAUGUAUUGUACAUUGCAUAUAAUACACAUGGUGUAUUGAUCUAUCAUUGGGAAAGAAUAGAUAAGUGGUGUGUUCAUGAAUGGUAUACUCUACAUGUGCGCUGUUUGUGCCAGUUUGAAAUCCAAAAUAAAUUUAGCAUUGAAUAUCCCAUCUGGCAUAUGUAUGACAUCCUCUCCAAUAUCUGCUUUUUUUCUGUAUUGAAUUUUAAUGAUUCUACUAAUGUAACACUUGCUUCUUUCAACUGUCCUUCUCACCCACCUCCUUAACACUGCCUCCUCCCAGGCCAUUGGAUGACUCUGAAAUAUGUAUCAAUUAUACAGUGCAAGUUGUGAAUAUGUUUUCAGCAUUUGUGAGUAGUGAAGUAAGAUGUAUCAAAAAUUAUAAACUCUACGCUAUAGAUUUGCAUCCUAAAUGCACUUUGAUGCAUUCUGCUAUUUCAAACAGUUCAGAAUUCUGCACCGCUUUCUUCAGACCGAUUGUAAAUAUAUGCUGUUUUCUGUCUGUCAAAUCUUAAUUAGUUUAUUAAAAAAAUAAGUAGUAUGCAAAAAAAUUUAAUCCCAACUGUACGGUCAAAAUUGGACAUUACAAGGAAAAUAUAUUUAACAGUGUCUCAUGUAAUUUGAACCGUGCUUUGACAGGGAAGAUGAUGUAGCUGAAGUCUAUGAAAAUGACUUCCAACCUUUACACUUAAUGCUGAUUUUGCAAGACAACAGGUUCAAAGCCUGUUUGCCCUUGCAAUGCACCAAAUGAUGCAUUUGUCAGAUCAGACCGGUAAUACCAACACACGUUGAUGUAUAGCACUGCUGCACAAUAUGCCUGCUGAUCUGUGUAGUGGCACUGUUAAAAUAAGUGAUAAUGGAUUAGAUCCACAAUGUGUUAUGUGGAACAAGGGCUUGCAUUGGCCUUGUUGCUGUCCUGACGUAAAUAGAUUUUCCUCCUGGCCUCACUGUUGUGGGCAGUAGCCAAAUCACCCUGGCCAUCCAACUGCUGUCAGUCCGAAUAUCCCACGUGCCAAACACUGCCACUGCAAGGGUAAAUUUGUUAAGAAAAUUCAAAACUGUGAACCAGUGCUUACAUAUUUCUAUUUCCUCCUAUGCAAUGCAUUGCAUUUCACCAACUCCCUCUCCCAGCUACAGGGGACAAGCUGAAAAGGAAACAGGGUGUUGCUCAAAAUCUCACUGUUGGCCGGUCCACAGAGCAAUGCUGAUAUUGGCACACCACUGAGCUCCUACCAGCUGGCACACUAAAUUCCAAGCAGCCCACCACAUUGAAAUGACAGGAACUUGGAGAUCAAAAUAUGUAUCAAUGGAAAGUAUGUUGUACAUUUGUUCUCUUUUAAUAUGAAAAGCCUCCUGAUGGAGAUCAUUCCCGUAAUGAAAAAUUCCUGAAGAAUGAGUUUCUAAUGUAACAGUAUCCAGAUAGCUUUAUUCUAUAGAUAUUUGAUGCAUUUUUUUUCAGUUCAGAAUACAAGCUUAUACCAUUUCAUGUUUGUAUUUUAUUUCAAUGAUUAAUGAAUUUCCUGCUCUGAUUACUUACAUUCCUUAAAACACUGCACGAAGCUACAUUUUUCUUGUUACCAAUAAUGUCUGUCUUGUUGUAACCUCAAGUCUUAUCUUUGUAACCUGUACUUAUUUCCUUGUUCCUUUUGCUUCCAACAGAACUAAUUUUGCUUUUCCGUUUCCCAAUUGAGAUAAUGUACAUUUGAACUGCCUGUAAAAAAAAAUGCUGUCUCUUCACUCUGGGGUUAAUGUGUCGCCAACCUAUGCAACCUGUGUUACUGUAGUUUCUAAUCAUUGUGGGUUAACAAGUAGGUUUCUUAAAGAUCAGUCUUUUUUCCCUUUUUGGUUUUAUAUUCAUACAAGUAAAAAUAUACAAUUGUGAGUUGUUAUUCCAGCUGCAGUAUUGUGCAAUUCUAGUGUAAUGUGAUGUCUGUUGUUACAAGCACUUUUCAAAACCUAAACCAAGGGAGGUGCUGUGGUUUAAUUAAAUUUUAAAAAAUGGUUUCAUUUAAAGGGUCUACUAAGAUCAGUGCAAGAACCAACUCUACACUGGUUUUGUAACAAAACUAGGGCAGCAAUUAUAUAACUGCUUCAAGAGGCUUUGAUUUGCUUUGAUUUUACUGUGAUUUUCAAAGCUUCAGUAUCUCUCUCUUUCUCUCUCUCUCUUUCUCUCGCAUUCACAUGCACUCAUGCAUACAGACUGUGUGUUUUAUUUCUCUCCACACGAAUGCUGCUUCUGUAAUCUCCAAUUCAGGCAUUGAGAGUGCACCUUGUUUAGUUAUCUCUUUCUCCCCCCUCUGGGGAUUUGUUUCUGUUUUAAUGCUUCCUAAGUGUGUAAGCUAUCACACAUGGUGUGACACUGCCAGGCAAAAUCCCCAUCCUGUGUUAAGUAUAUUUCCAGAAGUAGCGGAGGCGCAACUGCGUAAUAUGCGAUCUCACCCCCACCCCUCCCAACUUCUCAGAUUCCAUCGUGGCCUUCUGGCCAAAACUCAAUUUUGCUGUAAAAACUGAAGGCUUGUGUAAACCCCCUAAAGGAGAGAUGCUCCAGCUUCUAGUUUCUGCAGUCAGAACACAUAUUGGCAUGCUUUUUAGUAGUUUGCAUUAAAUGGUGCAGAAGAGUGAGUUUGCAGCAUUAUUGAGCAGAGUAAAGCUACAAAUCAAAGCAGAGUAUUUUUGUACAGAUUCUAGUGUCUAAAGGGGGGUCUUGCUGAUGACGACGUUGUAUCUAUACUUCAUAUUGUAAUGUAUCCAAGUGAUUCAUUUUCCCAAUAAAUAAUGUUUUGAUGCACAUAUC